ACAGAGGAAGAAAAAGAGAAAAUGGCAGCCACAGUGGCGGUACCCGUCGCCCACGCAGACCAUGAGUCCGACCGCUGUGCGAGCGAGGAGGAGUGCCGUGGUGCCGAUGCGCUAGAUGAAGGCGUUCAGCAGCAGGCGACGGGCCCCACGGCCGCAGUGGGCCACAACCGGCUGUCCAAGCUACCGCUGACCCGCAUUAAGGCCUUGAUGAAGACCGACCCAGACGUGUCCCUCGCCAGCCAGGAGUCUGUCUUCAUCAUCGCAAAAGCCACGGAGCUGUUUGUUGAGAUGAUCGCCAAAGAUGCUUUGGUAUAUGCUCAGCAAGGCAAGAGAAAAACAUUGCAAAGAAAAGACCUGGACAAUGCGAUCGAGGCCAUAGAUGAAUUUGCAUUUCUGGAAGGGCUUCUACAGGGAUGCAGUCCUCCCCAAGUGGAACAGUUUGGUUCAGAGUUGGUAGUUGUGGGGAAGAAGAAGCUGAGCCGAAAGACAAGAGCUGUUGAUGUACAGGUCAAUAUGUUCCUACCCUCACCUUUGGUCACCAACUGUGGGUCAUGA
Molecule: messenger RNA, 555 nt
Organism: Nerophis lumbriciformis (worm pipefish)
Lineage: Eukaryota; Metazoa; Chordata; Actinopteri; Syngnathiformes; Syngnathidae
Source: RefSeq, a predicted model, not a curated record